AUAUAUUACAUAUAUAUAUACAAGAAGAUUGUGCCGUUUUGACAAACCAUCCACUUAUACAACAAUAACAAGGAAAACAAGUAGGGAACCCCCCUAUACAUAUGCAGGAUAAUAUAUGUGUGGAUACAAUACAUGUUAAAUAUCCCCCAAGUCUGCCACAAUAGCAUCAGCAAUGGCAACAGAUACGCGAAGAAGUGGAACCUAAAGAAUAAUUAACGAGAAUUUACCUGACACCAGACAAGAGGGGAGGAAAGGAGGAAAGGAACCAAGGCUCCACCGAAGUAUUCGCCCAACGGAAUACACUGGGAAGACACCAGCCACCAUCCGCCAUCAUCAUUAUCCUAAUAAUCGGAGAAACGACAAGAGGAUAGGAAAACCGUAGCCAUGGGUCGGAAAAAAAUCCAGAUAUCACGCAUCACCGAUGAACGCAAUCGGCAGGUGACCUUCAACAAGCGGAAGUUCGGCGUCAUGAAGAAGGCCUACGAGCUGUCGGUGCUCUGCGACUGCGAGAUAGCGCUGAUCAUCUUCUCGUCCAGCAACAAGCUCUACCAAUACGCCAGCACGGACAUGGACAGGGUGCUCCUCAAGUCCACGGAAUACAACGAGCCGCACGAGUCGCUGACCAACAAGAACAUCAUUGAGAAGGAGAACAAGAACGGCGUCAUGUCCCCGGACUCGCCCGAGCCCGAGACAGACUACACGCUAACACCACGAACAGAGGCCAAGUACAACAAGAUCGACGAGGAGUUCCAGAACAUGAUGCAGCGCAACCAGAUGGCCAUCGGAGUGACCGGGGCGCCGCGGCAGCUUCCGAACAGCAGCUACACGUUGCCCGUGUCGGUGCCAGUGCCGGGCUCCUAUGGUGAGAACCUGCUGCAGGCCAGCCCACAAAUGUCCCACACCAACAUCAGCCCCCGUCCAUCCAGCUCGGAGACGGAUUCAGGUGGGAUGUCCUUGAUAAUAUAUCCAUCGGGUUCCAUGCUGGAGAUGUCGAGCGGCUAUCCGCAUUCCCAUUCGCCGCUUGUGGGAUCGCCCAGUCCAGGCCCCAGUCCUGGCAUAGCCCAUCACUUGCCCAUCAAACAGCAGUCGCCGGGCAGCCAGAAUGGAAGGGCUGCCAACCUACGGGUGGUCAUACCGCCCACCAUAGCAACCAUACCGCCCAACAUGUCUGCGCCCGAGGAUGUGGCCUAUACAGAUAUCCCUCCGUGCUCUCCUUUCCAGCAACGACAGAGCCAAACAUCACUAAACACGCCCGUGGUGACGCUGCAGACUCCGAUACCCGCCCUCACGAGCUACUCCUUCGGGGUGCAGGACUUCUCUUCCUCCGGCGUCAUCGGCAGUGCGGAUAUCAUGAGCCUGCCCACAUGGCACCAGGGUCUGGUGCAGCACUCUAGUCUCUCGCACCUGGCAGUCUCGAAUAGCACACCGCCGCCCGCCACCUCACCCGUCUCCAUUAAGGUCAAGGCCGAGCCGCAGUCGCCGCCGCGUGAUCUCUCCGCCAGCGGCCAUCAGCAGAACAGCAACGGAUCGACGGGCAGCGGCGGCUCCAGCAGCAGCACGAGCAGCAAUGCUUCGGGCGUCGGCGGGAGAGCAGGCUCCUCUGCCGCCAAUGCCGGCAAUGUCAUCACGCACUUGAACAACGCCAGUAUCCUGGGAGGCGGUGGUCCCCCAGGAGGAGGCGGUGGCGGUAGCAACGGGAACGCGAAGCAGGCCACCAAUCUGAGCGUCCUGGGCCACUCGCAGCAGCACCUGGUCAUGCCCAGCUCGAGACCGUCGUCGACCGGUCACCUAACGCCCACACCAGGGCAUGAUAAGUAUGAAGGAUAUCAGUACCGCCUGCUAAUGGGCCACAAUCCUAGAUGGAAUUCUGCCGCAGGUGCGCCCAGCAGCGAGCAGGAUGUGCGUCUGGCCGCCGUCGCAGUACAGCAGCAGCAGCAGCAGUACCAAGAGCAGCAACAGCACCAGCAACACCAGCAACAACAGCAGCAGCUGGGGGACUACGAUGCACCCAACCACAAACGUCCCAGAAUAUCGGGUGGAUGGGGUACAUAGCCGGCACGUGCAGGCGAUAGCAGCAGCCACUACAAGCAGCAACACAACAGCAACGGAACCGGCGGCGGCGGCAACAAGAAGCAAGAGGUCCAUCCCAACAUCAGCGACAUCGACGAUCUGGCCAUGAUGCCGCCGCCGCCGCGUAAGGAUGUGGCUACCGUCCGGAGUUCGUUCAGCAUGGCUGGUUCUGGCUAUGACUGCUAUGGCCAACAGCAGCUGGUGGUGGCCUAUGGAACGCAGCAACACCAAUAGCAGGAGGAGGGGAAGGAGAAGGAGCAGCAGCAGCAACAAUAGUUGCAACAACAGUGCAAUAGUUCAGAGAAAAGUAAACUGGAAAUUGUGGAAGAGAUAGGAGCUUUGUUUUGUUUUCGGUUUAAGCGAACAGUGACAGUGUCAUAUCUAUAAUUAUUGUAAGUUAAAUACACCCACACACACACACACACCUACGGUAAUAGUUAUAAUU
This is a messenger RNA of Drosophila miranda, 2515 nucleotides long. Its product is annotated as myocyte-specific enhancer factor 2-like. Gene Ontology annotation, biological process: positive regulation of transcription by RNA polymerase II. Gene Ontology annotation, molecular function: RNA polymerase II cis-regulatory region sequence-specific DNA binding; protein dimerization activity; DNA-binding transcription factor activity, RNA polymerase II-specific. The record is from RefSeq and is a predicted model, not a curated record. NCBI's taxonomy places the organism in Eukaryota, Metazoa, Arthropoda, Insecta, Diptera, Drosophilidae. The transcript has 9 exons. The coding region runs from base 385 to 2052 and encodes 555 amino acids.